This is a messenger RNA of Macroventuria anomochaeta, 1645 nucleotides long. RefSeq names its product peroxisome assembly protein 12. Gene Ontology annotation, biological process: protein monoubiquitination; protein import into peroxisome matrix. The transcript has a single exon. Gene Ontology annotation, cellular component: peroxisomal importomer complex; peroxisomal membrane. Lineage: Eukaryota; Fungi; Ascomycota; Dothideomycetes; Pleosporales; Didymellaceae. The record is from RefSeq and is a predicted model, not a curated record. Gene Ontology annotation, molecular function: protein binding; zinc ion binding; ubiquitin-protein transferase activity. The coding region runs from base 217 to 1596 and encodes 459 amino acids.
UUGGAGCGUGACGCAGACGCGACGACGGCAGCUGUACGCGACCCACUCGUGGCAUGCCUCGGCCCGCCAUCGCAACCCCGACAUUCACACCCCAUACAAUCCCAACACACACACACACACACACACACACACACCCACACACACACUCACUCGACACUCCAACCACCACUCUCACAUGAACCAAUGCGCCUCGCCCAAUAACACGCAGCCGCCACGAUGGAGUUCCUCCCGACCCUCCAAUCCGGCAUCGACGACCUCAAACCCUCGCUCUUCGAGCUCCUCUCCGAGCAGCAACUCUCCGCCCUCCUCCCCCCAUCACUACGCUACCUCCUCGCCGUCGCUACCCCACGAUACCCGCGCUACCUGCUCCCCGUGCUAAACUCGUUCGAUGAAGUCUACGCGCUCGUCAUGCUGCUGGUGGAGCGGCACUUCCUGCGCACCUACGGCGGCUCCUUCACCGAGAACUUCUACAGCAUGAAGCGCGCGCGCAUCUUACGAGUCAAAGGCGGCCAAGUCCCCCGAGCGCAACUCGGCGCCUCGGACAGCGUGCGCGAGGCCAGCCGGCUAAACACAGGGGACGUGUGGAAGAACCUCGCGGUGCUCGUCGGGUUGCCGUGGCUGAAGCGCAAACUCGACGAAUCCUACGACAUCCACGCCGCACACUCGGGCCUGCUGGGUCCCGGGUACAGCCGCGAACGAGAAGGUGUCCAGAGUGGAGCGAGUAUAAAGCAGAGACUGAUGUUCUGGUACAAGUGGUUCCUGCGUCGCAUCUACCCCAGCAUAAACGCCGCCUACUAUUUCUCGCUCCUCAUGUUCAACAUGGCAUACCUCUUCGACAGCACAAAGUACCACUCCCCGUUCCUCUGGAUGAUAGGGACGCGCAUACGGCGCCUGGGCGCUGCGGACCACGCUGCCAUCGAAGCACUCACACUGCCAAAGAAAGUCGGGCCCGCGAGGCCGGGCGAGGGAGGGAGUGUCUUCAGUCCGAGGAAUCUGGCGAGGAGCGUGCAGCCACGGCUGUUGAGCAGCCUGAAGAUCCUACUCCCGACCAGCAUCUUCGCGCUCAAAUUCCUCGAAUGGUGGCACGCGAGCGAUUUCGCGCGCCAACUCUCACGCAAAGCGGCGGAGAACAUCGAGCUUCCACCACCGGUCCUCCCCUCAUUGCCUCCGAGCACGAACUCGCAGAGCGCCGGGACCGAGAACAAGGAGAUGGAGAAGGACGAGAAGCUAAACGCGGCUGACCCCCCGAUCUCCGCUUCGACUUUCUUACCCAUCCUCACCGUCCCCCUCCCGUCCGACUCCGCGCUGUGCCCCAUCUGCAGCACACCCGUCACCAACCCCACCGCCAGCCCGACGGGCUUCGUUUACUGCUACACAUGCAUACACCGCUGGGUCGAAGGUGCGCAUGAGCGGCAAGUCGCGUUCAUGGAGGGCGUAGCGGGCUUUGCGCGGGAAGGCAGUGAUGCGGAGGUCGAAGAGUGGAGUAAAGAGGAGGGGAGUCGCGAGGGAAGGUGGGAAAGUGGGAAAGGACGGGAUGCGGUGACGGGGAGGAAAGUGUUAGGGGGAACGGAGGGGCUGAGGAGGGUCGUUGUAUAGUAAAGAUACCAUGAUAAUCAGCUGAGCAUGGAGUGCUACGAGAUCAGAU